AUGAUGAAAAGUGAUACAGCAAAAAAUAUGAUCCAUAAUAAACAGUAUCCAUAUUGCCAUAUUCCUAAUAUGAAAAAUGAUGAUGAUGAUACAAUAAUUCCUCCACAUGAAUUUAUUCAUCGAAUGAUUAGACCACAAUCAGCAAGAUGGUUUGGUGAACAGAAGCAAUCACAUGGCCGAUGGCCUCUUCGUGAAUUUUCUGGGCAUGGAGAUCUUCGUUUACCAUUCAUUUUCCCGUAUGCUUUACAAGCAAACUCUUCAAAUACACCAUUGAAAUCUAGAGAUGAACGAAAUUAUUUAAUGUCAAAUUCAACUCAUCGUCAAAAAACUCUCGUUCAACCAAUAGCUUCUGAAAAAGUUCAUUCAUCGACACAAUCCAAUUCAACUAUUAAUAAAUCAUCACCAUUAAAUUUUUCUAUCGAAAGAAUAUUAGGUAAAAAUUCUUCACCAAAAGCAACAACAACAACAACGACAACAACAGUAUCAUCAUCAUCAUCUACAACGACAAUAAGUACAACUGUAGUUCAUGGCCGAGGUCAUAAAUCCUUACCAUAUCCAUUGCGAAAAGAAAAUGGAAAAAUCAUCUAUGAAUGCGUUCAAUGUCAUAAAACAUUUAGUCAAUUAUCAAAUCUUAAAGUACAUUUAAGAACACAUACCAAUGAAAGACCCUUUGUAUGCACACAAUGUCCAAAAUCAUUUACACAAUUUGCACAUCUUCAAAAGCAUACACUUGUUCAUUCAGGUGAACGACCACAUUCAUGUCAAUAUUGUCCAAAAAGGUUUUCAUCAACAUCAAAUUUAAAAACUCAUCUUCGUUUACACACUGGAGAUAAACCAUAUUUAUGUCCAAAUAAUUCAUGUUCAGCACGUUUUACACAACUUGUUCAUUUAAAAUUACACAAAAAAACACAUCUCGAUGAACAAACUAUAUCGUCCAAUUCAUCAUCAUCAUCAUCAUCAUCUUCAACAUCAAGCAAUAUCAAUUUCAAUUCAAUCUUAUAG
Molecule: messenger RNA, 1002 nt
Organism: Rotaria socialis
Lineage: Eukaryota; Metazoa; Rotifera; Eurotatoria; Philodinida; Philodinidae
Source: the annotation of a GenBank genome assembly